AGCCGAGCAUGCUUGCUUGCUUAUAUAUGAGCCCCCAGGUCACAGUAACAAAUUAACUAGGAAACCCAUCUUUGGUCAAGACAACCAUGGAAUUCUCGGUCUCACAUCUCAAUUCUUCCAUAGCUGCAAUAUUUGCGCUACUUUUGAUUUUUUACUGGAAAUCUAGGUCUAAAGCUACCAAAAACAGUUCACCGCGGGAAGCUGGUGGGGCAUGGCCCAUUAUAGGCCACCUCCACGUCAUAGGUGGCAGCUCACGUCUUCCACACAUCAUCCUGGCAGCAAUGGCGGACAAGUAUGGACCAAUCUUUACAAUCCAGCUCGGAGUACACGAAACUCUAGUGGUGAACAACUGGGAAUUGGCUAAAGAAUUGUUCACCACCUGGGAUGUGAUUAUAUCUUCACGUCCAAAAUUUCUUGCAGCCAAGCACAUAGGCUAUGACUUCGCCAUGUUUGGAUUCUCCCCUUAUGGCACCUAUUGGCGUGAACUACGAAAACUAAUAGCCGUGGAAUUAUUCUCUCCCCGAAGACUGGAGCUCCUUCAACACAUACGUGUUUCCGAAACCGAGGUAUUGUCAACCAACUUAUUUUAAAGCUUAAGAUCAUAGAGAAUGACCACAUGUAUUUAUUUCAAUUGCGUCUCCAACAUGCCAUUCAUCUCGAGACUGGAUUAUUAUCAAUGAUCAAAGGUAUCCAUACAAGAGCUUUACAAGUACUGGAACGAGAAGAAAGAUGGGUCGGGUCGGGUUUUGGUGGAAAUGAAGCAGUGGUUCGGGGACUUGAAUUUGAAUGUUAUUCUCAGAAUGGUUGCAGGGAAGAGAU
Molecule: messenger RNA, 819 nt
Organism: Olea europaea var. sylvestris
Lineage: Eukaryota; Viridiplantae; Streptophyta; Magnoliopsida; Lamiales; Oleaceae
Product: cytochrome P450 82A1-like
Exons: 2
Coding region: 87-590 (167 amino acids)
Biological process (GO): defense response to other organism
Molecular function (GO): oxidoreductase activity, acting on paired donors, with incorporation or reduction of molecular oxygen; heme binding; monooxygenase activity
Source: RefSeq, a predicted model, not a curated record